UUGGGCGUUCGAACUCGACUGCAUACAAUCAACCCUAAGGAUCGUACUGUAGCCAGUCUUUACGGCACGUUGGACCCAGUAAGUCGAGAGUGGAAUGAUGGUCUACUAUCAUCGCUCUUCCGACAAAUCAAUUCUACAGGUCAAGGAGAGACCGCUGAGGAGCAACGCUAUCUUGUUUUCGAUGGGGACGUGGAUGCCCUUUGGAUUGAAAACAUGAAUAGCGUGAUGGAUGAUAACAAACUGCUUACUCUUGUUAACGGGGAGCGUAUUCGACUGCAGCCAAAUUGCGCGCUCCUUUUUGAGGUUGAUAACCUACAGUAUGCCUCACCAGCCACGGUCUCUCGUUGUGGCAUGGUGUACGUACGUGCGGUCACAGACGAGAGCCAAAGGCGUAGCCUCGAAGGGCUCUUCAACAAAUAUGUUCCAUCCCUGAUAGACUUUAUUUUCGAUGGAAUCCUGCCUACAGCAGGGUUUCGUUCAGGAACUGGGGCUCGCCGAUGCCGAGAUGAAGAGGAAAAGAAGUUCACAUCAGAUGUUGGGGAAGGAAAAGAAGAUUUUGGUGGAAGCGUCGCCGAGCAUGACAGGGGCAAACGUGGAAGAGGUGGGGAUAGUGAUAGGAUGAAACCAACUGGUAGAUUAAAACCAAUAAUUCCCCUAGUCAAGUUGAACAUUGUCAGCCAGCUCUGCGCUCUUCUUAAGAUGCAACUGAAUUGUGGCCAUGAGCCGGGCACCACACCUACCAUCUCUGCUGACUGGGAUGACGCAAGCGGUUUUCCGACUUCAGUUGAACCUACAGCUGUCAUCGGCACUACGGAUAAGCUCACCUCUAUUCCUGUUGUAUUCGAUCAGCAAGGGCAUCCAGCGCAAGAGAAAAUUGAAGGAAAACCAAUUAACCAAGAAACUGGUCUUGUUGGCGAUAUCGUAUGUAUGUAUUAG
Messenger RNA from Protopolystoma xenopodis, 936 nucleotides. The record is from the annotation of a GenBank genome assembly. Lineage: Eukaryota; Metazoa; Platyhelminthes; Monogenea; Polystomatidea; Polystomatidae.